This is a messenger RNA of Eruca vesicaria subsp. sativa (arugula), 992 nucleotides long. The record is from the annotation of a GenBank genome assembly. Lineage: Eukaryota; Viridiplantae; Streptophyta; Magnoliopsida; Brassicales; Brassicaceae.
ACCAUUAAGUGAAGCUUAAAGAGACCAUGUUCCUUCUCAGACCCAGAAGACUCAUCUUACUUGACUUUGCUUCUCCUUCUCUUCCUUCUACUGAUUCUAUACCUGCUUCUUCACAAUGCUUUUUGUUCAAAGGAUGUUCCAAGAGCACAUCAUCCGCAGAGGCCGGAGGUAUAUUAGGAGACUUAACUCUUGGAUUUUGCACUUAACGAUGCAGUCUUAUUGGGAUGAGAUUAAAAAUUACAAGAAUAAGGUGUUUGAUAAACUGACUACAAAAGAUGAGAAGGUGUUGGAGAUUGGUAUUGGGACAGGUCCUAAUAUGAAAUACUUUGCUUCUCGUAAUGUGAAUAUAACUCUUCUUGGUUUGGAUCCAAAUCCUAAAAUGAAGAAGUAUGCACGCAAAGCCGCUGUGAGAUCAGGAUUGAAUCCUAAAAACUUUAGAUUCAUGCAAGGAGUAGGAGAGGCUAUACCAUUAGAUGAUGGUUCUGUGGAUGCAGUAGUUGCAACACUUGUUCUAUGUACUGUCUCUGAUGUCACUCAAACACUCAAUGAAAUCAAGCGAGUGCUGAGACCAGGAGGAAGCUUUAUCUUCUUAGAACAUGUUGCAGCAGAAGAUGGAUCUCUCUUCAGGUGUUUGCAGAAACUGUUGGAUCCAAUGCAGCAGAUAUUAGCAGAUGGAUGCCAUUUGACAAGAAACACCAGAGAGUGCAUUUUGGAAGCUGGUUUCAGCGGUGGUGUGGAAAUAGAGACGAUGUCUAUGUACAGCUUCCCGUGGAUAACAAGACCUCAUAUCUACGGUGUAGCUUACAAGUAAAACUAUAUAUCAAGUUUCAGCUCUGUUCAAAUGCUUACAACAUUAGUUAUGGUUGAUGUUGUUAUCAUACCAGUUUGACUCACGUUUGAAUCCAUGAUUUUGGGUUUUUGGGACAAGAAUAUGCCUUUGGGCUUGCAGCUUCUAAAAUCAUAUUGGGCCAGGCCAACCCUACAUUUUCAAC